This is a messenger RNA of Sardina pilchardus (European sardine), 615 nucleotides long. RefSeq names its product dolichyl-phosphate (UDP-N-acetylglucosamine) N-acetylglucosaminephosphotransferase 1 (GlcNAc-1-P transferase) (gene dpagt1). Lineage: Eukaryota; Metazoa; Chordata; Actinopteri; Clupeiformes; Clupeidae. Gene Ontology annotation, molecular function: UDP-N-acetylglucosamine-dolichyl-phosphate N-acetylglucosaminephosphotransferase activity. The record is from RefSeq and is a predicted model, not a curated record. Gene Ontology annotation, biological process: protein N-linked glycosylation; dolichol-linked oligosaccharide biosynthetic process. Gene Ontology annotation, cellular component: membrane.
ACAGAUACUGGGAAGUAUUACUGCAUUUGGAAUUCGUUAUCACUUGGUCCGGCUCUUCUACGAUGUUUAGAUGUCGGCGCAAUUAUAAUUGUGGACACUGUGGACUACGAGGACAGCAGUCAUCCCACAAAGGCCUCUGUGGAUGGUUUUGUUUUGAUUCAAAGGAGAACUGAGAAAUAGCAAUUCUAAGAACCAGCCUGGUGCACAACAUUCAGUUGUGUGGGUCAAAGUGGAGAGAGAUUUAAAAAACCCUUACGGCACACAACACAGUAUUUGACUGCUCAAAAAUACCGAUCUAAAGAGUGAUCUAAAAUCCUUCAUCCCCAUCUGGCACGGCAGUGUGGCAUUUAGUGAAAUUAGCCAUGCAGUAUAACAAGUCAGUGAAGGAGGGAACGAACAUAAAACAUGAAGUGGAAGAACGCUUUUGUAAAGAAAAUGAUAUUUCUUGCUGGUGAUUUGUUAUCUCAUAAUACACUGAAAAUGUAUAAGAAUUUUCUCAAUGGUGUCUGAAUCCUCUUUGUAUAUAGGGGUUUGACAAUUUGACACUGGAGGAAUUUGCCUGUUGGGAUGUAAAUACAACUUCCAAACCAAAUAAAUGUGCUCUGAACAAUGUAA